CUCUGCCGUUGGUGCGAGGAUGGCCAGCAAGACAGCCUCGACGUCGAGCCUGACCCUCGAUGCUGCAGUCUGGAACAAGUUCAGGCCUUCCAAGCUGCACAGGAACAUCGUCUCCGGCAAAUCCUUCACGUCUCUGUGCUUCGACGAUCAUGGAGACCAUCUCAUUACGAGCUCGGACGAUGAGACGAUGCAGCUGUACGACUGCCGUACGGGAACACAUACCAAACCGUUCUUGUCGCAAAAGUAUGGCGUUCAUCUUGCCAGGUUCACGCACAAGAGCACGACGGUCAUCCAUGCUUCGACGAAGCAGGACGACACCAUUAGAUAUCUCUCGUUGCACGACAACACCUACUUGCGUUACUUUCGCGGCCACAAAAAGAGGGUGACCUCGCUCGAGAUGUCGCCCAAGGAAGAUAUCUUUCUGUCGGGUAGCGACGACGAUACCGUACGAUUAUGGGACUUGCGCACGAAUCAUUGCCAGGGCGCGUUGACGAUCGCCGGCAAGCCCAACGUCGCUUGGGAUCCCAAGGGCGAAGUCUUUGCCGUUGCACUCAAUAUGCGCGCCAGCAUACUGCUCUACGAUCGCAAGAAAUUCGAUGCAGAUCCCUUCCUGACGAUAGAGAUCAACGAUCCAAUCUUGCACCGAUCGUCCCCAGUGCCUGUCAAGCCUAUACUGACCUCUGCCCACUUUUCCAACGAUGGCGAGUACAUCCUCGUCGGUACCAGCGGCACUACGCACUAUAUCCACAACAGCUUCUCUGGCCAGAUGCUCGCACGACUCGAAGGUCACACCGGCCUCGAGGGCUUCGGAGCAACUCAUCCAGACUCACCGCCGCGGGUUGGCAUCAGUGGUUGUGAGGUGGGCUGGUCACCAGAUGCCAAAUUCGUCGUCUCCGGCUCGGCGAAUGGUAAUAUCUACGUCUGGGACAUCCAAGCUGCAAAUCUACAAGAAUCGCAAGACGACCCCAAUGUCGAUUUUGGGGGCAACAUCGCGAGGAAAGGCACAGAGAGGACUCUGCAGCCUUGCGCUGUGUUGCAAGGCUACCCGACGAACGGCUCAAGCCUAUCUGCUACGCGCUGCGUUGCGUUCAACCCACGCAAGGCUAUGUUAGCUUCGGCUAACGAUGCUCUCACAUUCUGGCUGCCGGAGCGAGAGCGAGAUCUCAACGCCAUAAUGCAAUGAGAGUGUGGUUGCUAUCUCAGACGGCGACGCUUGAGGCGUUCUUGCGCUAGCUGAUUGCCGAAUACAAAGUAUGUGAGCACGUCGAGAUCGCCCAAGGGAUCAGUGUCGUCUCGGAGAGCACUCUUCGAGCUCGCCGG
Mixia osmundae IAM 14324 is the source of this 1320-nucleotide messenger RNA. RefSeq lists its product as uncharacterized. The record is from RefSeq and is a predicted model, not a curated record. Bases 20 to 1183 code for a protein of 387 amino acids. NCBI's taxonomy places the organism in Eukaryota, Fungi, Basidiomycota, Mixiomycetes, Mixiales, Mixiaceae. Gene Ontology annotation, cellular component: Set1C/COMPASS complex. The transcript has 8 exons. Gene Ontology annotation, molecular function: protein binding; chromatin binding.